Molecule: messenger RNA, 3490 nt
Organism: Homarus americanus (American lobster)
Lineage: Eukaryota; Metazoa; Arthropoda; Malacostraca; Decapoda; Nephropidae
Gene: TfIIEbeta
Product: transcription initiation factor IIE subunit beta-like
Exons: 7
Coding region: 166-990 (274 amino acids)
Biological process (GO): transcription initiation at RNA polymerase II promoter
Cellular component (GO): transcription factor TFIIE complex
Source: RefSeq, a predicted model, not a curated record
UUUUAGAAACUCAAACCUGACAUCCUGAAUAGGGUACACAUGUAUGACGUCACUACUCUCAGCCACUUCUCCAGCUGACGUCCGGGAAAACCUCACAACCUUCACCUCUGUCAGCUGCUCAAACUCUCCCGCUGUGUAUUAUAACGGGAAAAGAAAACUCUAACCAUGGACAAGGCAUUGAUGAGAGAGCGGGAGGCCUUCAGGAAGAAGGCCUUCGCUGCGACGCUGGAGGUGAAAAAGAGGAGCAUCGCACCCCCGACUUCCGAGCCAGUCAAGAAGAAGGUCAACAAAGCCCCGCCGACGACGGAUCCUUCUUCGUACAAAUCCAUGACAGGAGGGAGUCAGUACAAGUUUGGUGUGUUAGCAAGAAUUGUUCGUCACAUGAAAACUCGACACCAAGAUGGAGAAUCCCACCCACUGUCUAUUGAUGAAAUCUUGGAUGAGACAAACCAGCUGAAUGCUGGACCAAAAGUCAAACAGUGGCUUAUUACAGAGGCUCUACCUCAUAACCCAAAAGUACAAGAUAUAGAUGGAAAAUAUCUCUUCAAACCUCCACUACCAGUCAGAGACAGAAAGUCCCUGUUGAAGCUCCUCCGCCAGCAUGACAUGAAGGGUCACGGUGGAGUACUGCUGGAUGACAUUCAGGAGUCACUGCCACAUUGUGACAAAGUCAUGAGACAAUUGGAUAAAGAAAUACUGCGGAUAAUAAGACAGACGGACAAGAAACAAAUCAUCUUUUACCACGACAAAGGCAUCAACUUCCCCGUAGAAAAGGAGUUUCAGCAGCUGUGGAGAAACACCUCUGUUGACGGCCUGCAAGAUGACAACAUUGAAGAGUAUCUCAACAAACAGGGUAUCAAAUCUAUGCAAGACACGGGACCUAAGGUUAAGCCCAUCAGAAGAAAGGUGAGGAAGAACAGAGCGCGGGCGACAAAGAUCUCAGACAACGAACACAUGCAACACGUCCUGCAGAACUACGACGCCCCUUAGUAGACCUAGCUCUGAGGCGAUAUAGAAUGCGAAUGAACGUUUUAUAUAGCUUAUUUUUCCAUAUCGUAUUUUAUUAAAGGGGUAGAAAAGUUCCGAGGCUCUACAGUGUCUUUCGUAUUUUGUUUGAUAGGGAAACUGUAGAAGGAUUAUUUGUCACAUGCUUUUGCCGAUUGGAAAAUUUUAUGAUAUAAUUUGAUUAAUAUAUUUCAAACGUCAUCUAAUGUUUAUAUUCUAUGUUUGAUUUUCAUAUGAUUUUAUUAUUUAUGACUAUGUAUGGUAAUGAAAUAUAUGAGUACCGGUAAGCAGAGGGGCGCCUUCGGGUGCUCAUAUCCAGUAUUAUCACGAUAUGCCGUCAACAAGGUGCGGGUGUGUCAGUAGUGUUUAAGAAAUAUGGUUUGCCAAACACCAUGUCUGUAAGUGCCAUGAAAGUUACAGUAUUACUUGGUAUUGUUUUAGUCUGAUAUAAUUAAUUUACUUUUUUUUCUGGAUUGUUGUUUUUACUGUUUAUCUUUGUUCAGCUGGUGGUAUAGGACCUUCUUGAGCUAUAGUCAUGGCCUUUUGUAUACAGUAUUUGUAUAGCUGUAUUCAUAUACGGUACAGUACAACAUUGUUUCAUUAACAUUUCCAUAUAUCUUCCAGGGUGUUGACACAGAGAUCAUGGUGUUAGAAUUCAUAAUGAUUUCUAUGAAUUUCUUUAGACUGUGGCAGCCAUCUUGUAAUAUUUUUGUACUGGCUCCUGAUUGGCUAAAUUUCUUAACACUGUGGAAACCUUAGCAGAAGGGUUUCAUGUCUCUGCUAUGAUCACAUGCCAGCUGAACACUAGAGGUCUUCAGAGGGCCUCUUAAUUUACUGACUUUUACUGAAAUGUUAGCAAUAGUUCAUAAAAGGGAAUGUCUUCUAUGAUUACACAAUAGUAAUGGUCUGGGUAAUAUUGGUAAAUGUUACAAUAAUAUAACUACAUCCAAGUAAAGUCCAUUCAUGAUUGGUUGAAGUAGUUAUUGGCUGCCUUAGCUGUGGUAUGUUUGAUCCUGGUCUGUUUGGUAUAGACAUUGAUUGGAACAGAUUGGAGAAGUCUGUGAUAUUAGCAAGUCAUAAGCAGUAGUGAAUUGUAUGGCUAAAUGUAUGAGGUGUAAGGUAAUAGCACAAACCAAGCACUGUGACACGAAUGCCUUUGUAACCUUAGGCAACUGAGGACCUACAAGAUAAACUACAAACACUGAAGCAAAAUAGGAUUGUAGAAAGGGCUGGGAGUGGUACUGUAGAGUGUUUUGGUCAAGUAGUUGGAUGAGAAAGGUAGGUUGUAAGGAGUUAAGGAUUGUGGUAAGAAUAGCUAAGGUAAGGUAUGUGAUAUUCAGUUGACUCGAGUAAGGAAAAGGGAACCACCAUCAGUGUAGUAUAUUUAGAUGAGACAAGCUGGGGACUUUAUCUAUCAAGAACAUCCCCACAAGAGGAUUACCUUAAGAAACAAGAUACCAUAAUAAUAACAAUUGGAUUGAUUUUAUUUUUUAUGCUUUCAAAUAUCCAGAUUUAAUGAGUCUCUUGUGUAUGACUUCCUUUCACAAAUCCCAGGUGUAUUAUGAAUGUUAUUAAUUAAGUCUCGUAAUGCCCCACAUGAUUGAUAUAAACUCGUUAAUAAUUUUGAUAAAUAUUGGUCUUUGAAAAUCAUGUCUGUUUAAAGUGUUCUCACAUUUUCUUGAUAUGUAGAAGGAAACUUGUUGCUCUGGUUAGUUUGUGAAUAUAGAAUUUUUUUUUUUUUAUAAUCUUAACUGUGAUUUGGAAAAGGUUAUAGUUGUGUCAUUAAGCUGACCAUCAUGUGUAUAACAGCACGGGAAUAUGUGAAAUGGAAAGUAUAUGUGUGUGAGAUGUACUUUUUUAAUUAACAUAAAGUGCAGAGAGAGAUGUGACAAAUGUGUAAAAUCUAUUCAGUGGGGCCUCUCCUUACCAGACAUUGAAUAUAUUUUGGAACACGAAGAUUUAAUAUAAACUAGAAGUUAUGUGACAAAGGAACACUACUCUGAGCUUCACACUGUAGUGCUGGUUUGGGGUGUAAAGGAUUUAUGAUAGAGGUUUGACAGAUAGGAAUUUCAACAGGAAAGUCAUGGACCCUUUCAGAAGCCCUUAUAGGCUGAAUGUGGAAUCCAAAUUUCUGUACAAGGAAACUUUUCUAGAUUACCUAAAUAUGUCAACAGUUUUGUAUUUUUGGGUUGUAAAAGUGAGUGGAAUUUUGGCACAAAACAAACAACACUUGCUCUGCGGGAAGUGCUUAUAUAUGUAUUAACGUAUUAACUAGCCAGUUGUUGCAGUUAGUUUUGUUGUUUAUUUCAGAUUCUUGUUUAGAAAUGUACAAAUGGCAAAAUUUCUGAAUGUGAAUUACAAUAUUCAAAAAAUAAAUAUUGCGCUUAAAUAUUCAUGAGUACCUUCAGGUACUGUACUACAGAAAUUGUGACAAAAGCUAUGUUCAGGAAAUGUACAUUUUAAUUAAAUGAGUUUUUAUAAGUAA